Messenger RNA from Penicillium longicatenatum, 1140 nucleotides. Its product is annotated as dimethyladenosine transferase. Gene Ontology annotation, cellular component: mitochondrial matrix. NCBI's taxonomy places the organism in Eukaryota, Fungi, Ascomycota, Eurotiomycetes, Eurotiales, Aspergillaceae. The record is from RefSeq and is a predicted model, not a curated record. Gene Ontology annotation, molecular function: rRNA (adenine-N6,N6-)-dimethyltransferase activity. The transcript is spliced from 4 exons. The coding region runs from base 1 to 1140 and encodes 379 amino acids. Gene Ontology annotation, biological process: rRNA methylation.
AUGCCGAAGGCUAUCAAACCAAAGAAGCGCAACAAUGCGCAAAGCGACGCAGCUGCAAAGACCUCGGCGGCCCACAGUAUCUUCAAGAUGAACACAGAUAUCGGUCAGCACGUUUUGAAAAAUCCGGGUAUUGCAGAGCAGAUCGUCCUUAAAGCCGAGCUCAAGCAGAGCGAUGUUGUUCUUGAAAUCGGUCCUGGUACUGGAAACUUGACCACCAAAAUCCUAGACCACGCCAAGAAGGUUAUUGCAGUGGAAUUGGAUCCUCGCAUGGCGGCCGAAGUUACCAAGCGUUUCCAGGGUACUCCAGCGCAGAAGCGUCUGGACGUGAUUCUUGGAGACGUGAUGAAGACCGAGCUCCCUUACUUUGAUGUCUGCAUUAGCAACACACCCUACCAGAUUUCCUCCCCUCUUACAUUCAAGCUUUUGGCUACAUUGCCAGCUCCUCGUGUUUGCAUUCUCAUGUUCCAGCGUGAAUUCGCUCUGCGUCUGUUCGCCAAACCUGGUGACAAGCUCUACAGUCGACUUUCCGUGAACGCACAAAUGUGGGCCAAGAUCGAUCACAUUAUGAAGGUUGGCAAGAACAACUUCAAACCUCCGCCCCUGGUCGAGUCCAGUGUCAUUCGCAUGGUCCCCAAGGUUCCGCGGCCGCAGGUUAACUAUGAGGAGUGGGAUGGAAUGUUGCGCAUUGCAUUUGUUCGAAAGAACAAGACAUUGCGCGCCAGUUUCUUGGGAACUACUAGCAUCGUCAACAUGCUGGAAGCGAACUAUCGGACCUGGUGUGCUCAGAACGAUAUCCCUGUAGAGGAUGGCCCCGCUGAGGAUGCCGACGGCGAUACGAUGGAUAUGGGCGAUGAAGAUGAGGCUGACGUGGAGGAAGCGGAGGAGGUCAUGGAAAUGGAUGAUGACGAUGACGUGCCGGAUUUCUUCAAAGAGGAGACUAACGCUCGUCUCCAACAAGCACUCAAGAACAAGACCUCACGGAAGAAGCGAGGAAAGGUUUCGGAGUUGGUGCGCGAAAAGGUGCGCCAGGUGCUGGAGGACGACACUGGCCUGGCUGAUAAGCGCGCAAGAAUGUGUGAUGAGAACGAAUUUUUGAAAAUGCUGUGGGCCUUCAACCAGAAGGGAAUCCACUUCAACUGA